This is a messenger RNA of Lepus europaeus (European hare), 8156 nucleotides long. RefSeq names its product ATPase copper transporting alpha (gene ATP7A). Gene Ontology annotation, biological process: monoatomic cation transport. Bases 201 to 4700 code for a protein of 1499 amino acids. Gene Ontology annotation, cellular component: membrane. The transcript is spliced from 23 exons. Gene Ontology annotation, molecular function: copper ion binding; ATP hydrolysis activity; ATP binding. NCBI's taxonomy places the organism in Eukaryota, Metazoa, Chordata, Mammalia, Lagomorpha, Leporidae. The record is from RefSeq and is a predicted model, not a curated record.
CGGCCGCGGCGGCAGGGGGUGGAAAGAAAGCAGCAGAGGGAGGAGUUUUCGCCACCGCCACAGCCGCCGCUGCUACUGGGACUUCUCCGAGCGUGUGAGCUUCGGGUGUGUGUGCGUGGAUUUCUCGCUGCCACCGGCUGCGUAGCUCCGGAGGUUUAACCACAGGACAGAAAAACCAGGAAUGUAAAGAAGAAAUUAAAAUGGAUUCAAACAUGAAUGUGCAUUCUAUUACCAUCUCUGUGGAGGGGAUGACAUGCAAUUCCUGUGUUCGGACCAUUGAGCAGCAGAUUGAAAAAGUGAAUGGUGUACAUCACAUUAAAGUUUCACUGGAAGAAAAAAAUGCAACUAUUAUUUAUGACCCUAAACUACAGACUCCAAAGACCUUACAGGAAGCUAUCAAUGACAUGGGCUUUGAUGCUAUUCUCCAUAAUCCUAACCCUCUCCUUGUUUCAACUGAUACUGUGUUUCUGACUGUUACUUCUUCCCUGGCUCCACCGUGGGACCAUAUCCAGACCAUAUUGCUCAAGACAAAGGGCGUGACAGACAUUAAAAUUUCCCCUCAGCAAAGAACUGCAGUAGUGACAAUAAUCCCUUCUAUAGUGAAUGCCAAUCAGAUAGUAGAACAGGUUCCAGAUCUCAGUUUAGAUACUGGGGCUCUGGACAGAAAGUCAGGAAGUGAAGAUCACAGUAUGGCUCAAGCAGGUGAAGUCAUGAUGAAGAUGAAAGUGGAGGGGAUGACAUGCCAUUCGUGUACCAGCACCAUUGAAGGAAAAAUUGGGAAACUGCAAGGUGUUCAACGAAUUAAAGUCUCCCUGGACAACCAAGAAGCUACUAUUGUUUAUCAACCUCAUCUUAUCACAGCAGAGGAAAUAAAAAAACAGAUUGAAGCUGCGGGCUUCCCAGCAUUCAUCAAAAAACAGCCUAAGUACCUCAAAUUGGGAGCUAUUGAUGUAGAGCGUCUGAAGAACACACCAGUCAAAUCCCCAGAAGGAUCACAGCAAAGGACUCUGUCACAUACCAGUGACUCAACAACCACUUUCCUCAUAGAUGGCAUGCAUUGUAAAUCAUGUGUGUCAAAUAUUGAAAGUGCUUUAUCUACACUCCAGUACGUAAGCAGCAUAGUAGUUUCUUUAGAGAAUAGAUCUGCCAUUGUAAAGUACAAUGCAAGCUUAGUCACUCCAGAAACUCUGAGGAAAGCAAUAGAAGCUGUAUCACCAGGGCAAUAUAGAGUUAGUAUUGCAAGUGAAGUUGAGAGUUCCCCCAACUCUCCCUCCAGCUCAUCUCUUCAGAAGAUUCCUUUGAAUGUAGUUAGCCAACCUCUGACUCAGGAAACCGUGAUAAAUAUUGAUGGCAUGACUUGUAAUUCCUGUGUGCAAUCUAUUGAAGGUGUCAUAUCAAAAAAGCCAGGUGUUAAAUCCAUACGAGUUUCCCUUGCAAAUAACAGUGGGACUAUUGAGUAUGAUCCUCUAUUAACCUCUCCAGAAACCUUGAGAGAAGCAAUAGAAGACAUGGGGUUUGAUGCUACCUUGUCAGAUGUGAAUGAACCACUGGUAGUAAUAGCCCAGCCCUCAUCAGACAUGCCACUUUUGACUUCAGCCAAUGAAUUUUACCCUAAAAUGAUGACACCAGUUCAUGACAAGGAGGAGGCAAAGACUUCAUCUAAAUGUUACAUACAGGUCACUGGCAUGACUUGUGCUUCCUGUGUAGCAAACAUUGAAAGGAAUUUAAGACGGGAAGAAGGAAUUUAUUCUGUACUUGUGGCUCUGAUGGCUGGCAAGGCAGAAGUAAGGUAUAAUCCUACUGUUAUACAACCUCCAAUGAUAGCAGAGUUCAUCCGAGACCUUGGCUUUGGAGCUACAGUGAUAGAAAGUGCCAGUGAAGGGGAUGGUGUUCUGGAACUUGUUGUGAGAGGAAUGACGUGUGCCUCCUGUGUACAUAAAAUAGAGUCUACUCUCACAAAACACAGAGGGAUCUUCUACUGCUCUGUGGCCCUGGCCACCAACAAAGCACACAUUAAAUAUGAUCCAGAGAUUAUUGGUCCCAGAGAUAUUAUCCAUACAAUUGAAAGCUUAGGUUUUGAAGCUUCUUUGGUCAAGAAGGAUCGGUCAUCAAGCCACCUAGACCAUAAACGAGAAAUAAGACAAUGGAGACGGUCCUUCCUUGUGAGCUUGUUUUUCUGUAUUCCUGUAAUGGGGCUAAUGAUAUAUAUGAUGAUUAUGGACCACCACCUUGCAACUCUGCACCAUCAUCAGAACAUAAGUAACGAAGAAAUGAUCAACAUUCAUUCUUCUAUGUUCUUGGAGCGCCAGAUCAUGCCAGGAUUGUCUAUUAUGAAUUUGCUGUCCUUUUUAUUGUGUGUACCUGUACAGUUUUUUGGAGGCUGGUACUUUUACAUUCAGGCUUACAAAGCACUGAAGCAUAGGACAGCAAAUAUGGACGUACUGAUUGUGCUCGCAACCACCAUUGCAUUUUCUUACUCCUUGGUUAUUCUUCUAGUGGCAAUGUAUGAGAGAGCUAAAGUGAACCCCAUUACUUUCUUUGACACACCUCCUAUGUUAUUUGUGUUCAUUGCACUAGGCCGAUGGCUGGAACAUAUAGCAAAGGGAAAAACAUCAGAAGCUCUUGCAAAGCUAAUUUCACUACAGGCUACAGAGGCAACUGUUGUAACUCUUGGCUCUGAUAAUAUCCUCCUGAGUGAAGAACAAGUGGACGUGGAACUAGUACAACGUGGAGACAUCAUUAAAGUAGUUCCAGGAGGCAAAUUUCCAGUGGAUGGCCGUGUUAUUGAAGGACAUUCCAUGGUGGAUGAGUCCCUUAUCACAGGGGAGGCAAUGCCUGUGGCUAAGAAACCUGGCAGCACAGUGAUUGCUGGUUCCAUUAAUCAGAAUGGGUCACUUCUUAUCCGGGCAACCCAUGUUGGAGCAGACACAACCCUUUCUCAAAUUGUCAAACUUGUGGAGGAGGCACAGACAUCAAAGGCUCCUAUUCAGCAGUUUGCAGACAAACUCAGUGGCUACUUUGUUCCUUUUAUUGUUUUUGUUUCCAUUGCUACCCUGGUGGUAUGGAUUAUAAUUGGAUUUUUGAAUUUUGAAAUUGUGGAAACCUACUUUCCUGGCUACAAUAGAAGUAUCUCCCGAACAGAAACGAUAAUACGCUUUGCUUUCCAAGCCUCUAUCACAGUUCUGUGUAUUGCAUGUCCUUGUUCACUGGGACUGGCCACUCCAACUGCUGUGAUGGUGGGCACAGGAGUAGGUGCUCAAAAUGGCAUACUAAUCAAAGGUGGAGAGCCACUGGAGAUGGCUCAUAAGGUAAAGGUAGUGGUAUUUGAUAAGACUGGAACCAUUACUCACGGAACCCCAGUAGUAAAUCAAGUCAAGGUUCUAGUGGAAAGUAACAAAAUAUCCCGCAAUAAGAUUCUGGCCAUUGUGGGGACUGCUGAAAGUAACAGUGAACACCCUCUAGGAGCAGCUAUAACCAAAUACUGCAAGCAGGAGCUGGACACCGAAACCUUGGGUACUUGCAUAGAUUUCCAAGUUGUGCCAGGCUGUGGUAUUAGCUGUAAAGUAACCAAUAUUGAAGGUUUGCUACGUAAGAAUAACUGGAAGAUAGAGGAAAAUAAUAUUAAAAAUGCAUCCUUGGUUCAAAUUGAUGCAAGUAAUGAACAGUCAUCAACUUCAUCUUCCAUGAUUAUUGAGGUCCAGAACUCAAAUGCUCUUAAUUCUCAGCAGUACAAAGUCCUCAUUGGUAACCGGGAGUGGAUGGUUAGAAAUGGCCUUGUCAUUGGUAAUGACGUAGAUGCUUCCAUGACUGAGCAUGAAAGAAAAGGCCGGACUGCUGUAUUGGUGGCAGUUGAUGAUGAACUGUGCAGCUUGAUAGCCAUUGCUGACACAGUGAAGCCUGAGGCAGAAUUGGCUGUCCAUAUUCUGAAAUCCAUGGGCUUAGAGGUAGUUCUGAUGACUGGAGACAACAGUAAAACAGCCAGAUCGAUUGCAUCUCAGGUUGGCAUUACAAAGGUGUUUGCUGAAGUUCUACCUUCUCACAAGGUUGCUAAGGUGAAGCAACUUCAGGAAGAGGGGAAACGGGUAGCAAUGGUAGGAGAUGGAAUCAAUGACUCCCCGGCUCUGGCCAUGGCUAAUGUUGGAAUUGCCAUAGGCACAGGUACAGAUGUAGCCAUUGAAGCAGCUGAUGUGGUUUUGAUAAGGAAUGAUCUUCUGGAUGUAGUGGCGAGCAUUGACUUGUCAAGGAAGACAGUCAAGAGGAUUCGGAUAAAUUUUGUCUUUGCUCUAAUUUAUAAUCUGGUCGGAAUUCCCAUAGCUGCUGGAGUUUUUAUGCCCGUUGGUUUGGUUUUACAGCCCUGGAUGGGAUCUGCAGCAAUGGCUGCUUCAUCUGUUUCCGUGGUACUUUCUUCUCUCUUCCUUAAACUCUACAGGAAACCAACCUAUGAGAACUACGAGCUGCAUGCCCAGAGCCAGAUAGGACAGAAGAGUCCUUCAGAGAUCAGCGUGCACGUCGGGAUAGAUGACACCUCAAGAAAUUCUCCUAAACUGGGUUUGCUGGACCGGAUUGUUAAUUACAGCAGAGCUUCCAUAAACUCACUACUGUCUGAUAAGCGCUCCUUAAACAGUGUUGUUACCAGUGAGCCUGACAAGCACUCACUCCUUGUGGGAGACUUCAGGGAGGAUGACGACACCACACUGUAAAAGGCCACACACAGUGCCACUACUUCCGCUUGCUUUACUUGGACACAGUGUCCAUAACUCCGCCUUAGCUCCUUGAAAUAAUUGGAAGGAUUUUAUAUGGAUCUCAUGCUCUUACGUUACUGAUUCUUUUGAGUAGCAUUUGUCUUAUGGCAAAAAUACUUUUUCCAGGGCAUCAGCUCUGAACCUAGCUUUACUUCACAUUAUUUUCUAGCAGUCUUUGUUUUUACUGGCAACAGAUAAGGAAGAGCAGUGGGGUUUACAAUAAGCCCUACAAGUAGAGACUGCUGAAGUGAUAAAUAUUUUUUAUUUGACCAAAAAAAAAAAAAAACCAAGAAGAGGAUAAAUAACAUUUUGCAGAUUUGAGAGCAUGACCUUGAGACUAUUCUUGAGCCCGUAUCCCUGCCCCAUCUGGAAGUAGUGGCUUUCGAAGCACUGUAUAAAGCAUCUAGUUUUAGAAGGGUAACAGUUGAAGCUGUUUAAAAGUAGAUGUGCCUUAUUUAUUGCAGGCUUUCGUCUUUGCUCCUUACUUUUCCUGUAUCCUUGUCCUUGUCCUCGCAGUUGUUUUCUUAGAUACCCUGACAUACUCUUAGAUAUAUCUUUUGUUAUCUGCUUUCCAGUGAGCCACAUUAGGUUGCUUUGCAUUGAUAAAAGUAACUGACAACUUUUGCAGUAUCUUGUUGCCUUUUCAAAUUCUGUAGUUCAAAAGCCCUUGAAGGGUCUAUAGGGUCCCCUGCCUCCCAUCUUCCCAUUGUUUUAAAAAAUACAACGCAGUCUUCCGUCUGUCUCUCUAACUCUGUGCUAGCUUUGAAUUCACUCCAGCUAAGUUCAUCUGUAAGUUGUUUUUGGUGUAAUCUAUGAGUCUCAAUCCAGAAAGUCAAUGUUUGAGCCUCUCCCACUCAAAAGGUUUUCAAAGAUAAACACUAUUAUCUUUAACAGAUACGGGUCAUACACAAUUACCUGGAUUCACUAGAACCAUCUUUUUUCAAUAGAAUACAACCACUUUGCUGGCAUAUAAAAUUUAAUAUAUUUUAAUUAUCUUUUAGUGUCUCAGGCUCUCAAAACGAUUUUAAAAUAAUGCUAUUUCACAAUACUGCUUUUACCAAAAAUAUGGUCAAUUGUGAUACAGAAAUUAGAAUUUUCCUAUCUUAUCAUCCCUUUUAGUCAAAUGUCUACUUUAAUUUAAGAUGUUUGCACUUGCUAAUUUGUGUGGUUGGCAAAUGUAGGGCUUUAUUCCCAUUGCCAUAUGAUUUUAGAAAAUCCCCUCUUGAGUGCCUGAGAACUGAAACAUGGCUCAGAAAGCUGGUACUUGCAUGACUGUUUAAGUUUCCCUAUCAAUUGCAAGAUGGAUUUCAUGUGUAGAAUAUGUGAAUGAAGAGAACUCAUAAGUAAAUUCCUAACAUUUGGUUCCUAUUGUCUUAGGUAAAAGCUACUAGCACAAUGCCCGUUAUAUAGGAUUUAUAUUGAAUAAAUGUUAGUUCUUUUCUCCCAUGAGGUCGGUGAUAAAUAUAAAAAAUCAUCUUGAUAGAGCAGAGUCCAAAAUCAGGUGGGGGUGAGGGAUGGUUUUCCUCCUCUCCUGUUACCUUUGUCUUUUGUCCUUAUGCGCGCGUGCACACACACACACACACGUUUACAUUAUUCUAUACUGUGUUUCCAGAUUUGGAAAUGAUCUAAUUUCUAGUUCAGCUAUCUUUAAGAGAGAACUGAAACUGUUGAUGAAGGUGCUAUUAAUCCAUUUUAACCUAUUUUAAUGAAUUAUGAGUGAGAUGGGUGUCAUAAGCUCUUUUGUAGAACAAUGCGUAUGUCAUCUUCCAUGCCUCCAAUUUGAGUUUUAAUAUUUGUUUCUUAUUUUGAUUCAGGUGGCCCAGCUGAUAUGACAAAUGCAAAGUUGAUAUUUCUUACUCUAGGGCCAAAUUGUGAAAAGAAGAUUCCCCCUUCCCUCUUUCAUAUUCUCUCUCUCUCUCUCUCUCUCUCUCUCUCUAAAGCACUUGAACAUAGCCAGUUACUACUUUUAUUAUUAUGUGUGUGAUUGAGGCAUGUUCUGGGCACCAGAUAUAUGUCAUAGGACAGUGGAAGUAGCAGCUCAUGGUCUGGGAAUAAUCAAGGAUGUAUGUUCAGCUCUUACUACAACAACAGAAAACAUACUGUUUUGAAAGAGUUGUGCUUUAAAUAUCUAUAGCCACCUUUGAAUUCUCUGCAAGUCCUUUUUAUAACCUGGAACUUCCAUUAGCUUCAGAGAGAAGCUGCAUUCACAUGAGAGAGAGGUGAUUUACAGAUAGACUUAAAAAUGUAGCUUUCACUUAGUAACUAGCUUUAAGUAACUAGUUACCACUAGUGAGAACAAACUUUAUGUGUGUCAAUGUGUGUAUGUUUAUUCACAAACAUGCAUAUAUACAGAUAUAUGUACACACAUAUUAAAAAGUAGGUUUAUGUUUAAAUUUGAUAUUUGAAGUUCUUUAUUUGUGUCUCUUUAUCACUCUUCUUUGUUCAUUCAGCAACCAUGCCCCCAGGCUGAAGAUAACACCUUAAUGUCCAGUGUUGGUUCAGACUCAACUGUGGGGCACCUUUAACAUAAAUAUCCAAAGAUGCCUUUUGAAUUUUAUAUAUUAAAACACAACUAAAGUGUUUAGUAUUGUAGUCUAAAGAAGUGUGGUUGUCAGUUGUGAGGAAUAGAAAUAUUAUUUUUCCUAGUUUAGUGUCAACAUUUUAGAAUGUUAAAUUUGAUGCCUUGUGAACAAAUAAUUUUAUAUUGUGCUUUAAUUUUUUUAAAAAAUACUCUUCAUUCAUAUGUCCAAAAUGCUAAAAAAUAGCAAUGUAGACGUCUCCAAAAAUUUUAGUGUGUAUAUAUUUUCUGUACACAGCUUAAAAUCAAAAAUGUGUUAGAGAAUUUUUUCCAUUACUUGUGGAUCUUGCUUUAAAAUGAUUUUUCUUGAUAUUUAUUUUACUCUAUUUUGUUAUUUUCUUUGGGUGAGGCAUCUGGUUACUGGUUAGUUUUAAAAAGAAUAAAGACAUUGCUGUAAUCACUCCAUUUUGGUUUUUUGUUUUCUUACUUUUCUAUAUUAAAAGUAUUUUACCAAAUAUAAAAAGAUAGAUUAGUGCCAAAUUAAUACUUACUUUUACACUAGCUUUCUGCAAUCCCCCAAUCUGGUAUGAGUAACUAGAGAAAGCACAAAGCUUCACUAAUUGAAUUCUUGCUCUUCAGUUAAAAGACCUUUUUUCAUGAUAAUUGAUAAUAAGUGCCAUUUAUAGCCAAAACCAGGCGUCUCAACCUUAUGUUUUCAGUUAAAGAAAUGUUUAGCUAAGCAUUGUUAAACAUUGUUUGGUACCCAAAACAACAGUGGACGAUAUUGUGCAAUAUUCAUCUACUGUAUUCAGGAUCUUCAGUAGUUUGCUUUUCCAUAAGCAUGUAACUGAUCAUAUUUCUGCCAAGGAUGUGCCUUGAACUUUAUAAUUAUAGUG